This is a messenger RNA of Sycon ciliatum, 1679 nucleotides long. RefSeq lists its product as uncharacterized. NCBI's taxonomy places the organism in Eukaryota, Metazoa, Porifera, Calcarea, Leucosolenida, Sycettidae. The transcript has 2 exons. The record is from RefSeq and is a predicted model, not a curated record. The coding region runs from base 423 to 1382 and encodes 319 amino acids.
GUAAGUCAAGAAUUACGGCUGGUUGUUUUGACGAGGUUGUGUUUAGCGGUGACAAUCUUUACCCGCUCCAAAAGGCCGAGAGCAAGAGAAUUGUUUCUUUGGGGGAGAAGGACACUUGGCAGGAUUGCCAAGAGGCGUGUGCGAACAGCAGUGAACCCUGUCACUCUUGGACGUAUUAUUCGUACUCCAAAGGUCUGACAAAGACGUGCUUCGGACGUACGGAUGAAUACUGGAAUCCGGAGUAUUUAUACGAGCCAGGCGUGGAUUUGCCCGUAGUAAGCGGCGUGAACUGCAAAUCUCCACCAGCUGCUGCUCUGCCUAAUGCACCUCCACCCAAUGUUCAGUUCAGCUGGGACCACGUUCCUGUGUUCAUUCAUACAUCGAACACAACUGGACCAUUCAACGACCAGGCAUUGCAGAUCAUGGCCAAGUUUCCUAUUGUCACAAUUGAGAAGUAUCAAGGUCCCAACAGUGGAUAUCAUUAUCCUGCUGAGAAAUGGGUGUGCUGUGAGGAAGAUCGCAUUGUGGAUACGUUGAAAUCUGUGAAAAAGAUCAACCCAAACAUCACAGGAAUCUUCUACUACAACAUCGUGUUGGACUUUCCACAGUAUCGACUGCACGAGAACUUUGCCAAGAACGAGAGCUGGUGGCUUCAUGACCAACACGGCAAUGUCUUGCGAGUAAAGGGAGGUGGACACGGCAAUGCUGAUUUGCUGGUCUAUGACACAACUCAGAAAGCAGUUGCCGAUCUCUUCAUGAAUGCCUGCCUUGGUUUAGUCCAAGCUGGGUCGGUGGACGGUUGCUUUGUUGAUAGGCCAGUUGUAACCGGACUAUCCAGCCAUGAUGGCUUGACUGACGACAUGAUACUGGACAAUCUAGAAUCACACGUCACCACACUGCAGCAGCUGCAGCACAACUUAAAGCAAGCACCGCUCAUUGCCAACCAUGCGUAUGCCAUGCCCGGCAUCAAUUCCGUGAUGAUUGCCGUUUUUCCUGCGUCGGAAGAGGGCAUCCUGACGCUGCAGUGGUGUGCAGAUCGCGGAAAACUCGUCGAAGCGCACAUGAUUUCAGAGCAUGGCUGCGAGUCAGACGAAGGCAUCCAGGAUUACCUAGCGGCGUUCCUUAUCGGAGCAGGUAAUUACUCCUACUUUGGCUGUGGCUCCUGGUUCACGAGUGCACUAUCCAUUGACUACCAGUGGAAGACGUCCUAUGAGAAACCGCUGGGUCCCCCAACGGGUCGUGCUGUUAAGACAGAACUGGUUUACAAGAGGGACUUUGCCAGUGGUACAACUGUUCAGUUCGACUGUUCUACAAACAAAGGUGAAAUUCACUGGGCGAAAAGUGAAUCUCUAACACAGCAGAAUGGGUCAGCAACCAGUUGAUCAUGAUCUGAAGGACAAUACAAUGCUGUUCGCUAUUGUCGUUGUCAUUUGCAACUAUGCUAAACUGUUGCAAUAGUAGCAGCAAUACCGUCGAAAACGUCGUGUGAAUGUGUGCAUUCAUGCACGUAGUUUUCUCACUGUGCACGCAUUGAAGGGAGGCCCAUGCACACAGUGAGCCUUCUUAUUGUAUGGGUAUCAUGGGUAUGUACAUGCAUAUGGAUGCACUGUUACCAAUGUGCUUCACCUUGAGGUCUCUGAAACCGUCAUUCUGUACCAAACUGCAGUUUAAAAAACUCA